This is a messenger RNA of Klebsormidium nitens, 1642 nucleotides long. The record is from the annotation of a GenBank genome assembly. NCBI's taxonomy places the organism in Eukaryota, Viridiplantae, Streptophyta, Klebsormidiophyceae, Klebsormidiales, Klebsormidiaceae.
GCUGCCAUCAUGCUCGUACUCAAUGCGGAGUCCUGUUCUGGAGGUUCAAGCUUUGAACUCUGCGCUUGCAAAUCAGAUUCAGAAUCACAGUCCUUUCUUUGAACUUCAUUUCUAGAUUGAUCAAUGGUGAAUGCAAUGCGCACUGUGUAAGUCUUACUGUUGUCCUUCUGAAACCUGGUCACUGCCUUGCUGCCAAUCUCAACUCCUAUAGCAACGAUACUCCAACUCGUCAAGUUUGAGGGGAGCCGCUUGUCUAAGCAGUAGGACGCUGGAGAUGGCAGGCUUGAAACGGGAGCCUAAAGUCCGAAUCCGCAGCGUAGACGACCAUGUCAUAAAGUUUGAGCUCCGUGACACAGAUACCAGCGUUGCAAAUGCUCUACGCAGAGUGAUUCUUGCAGAAGUUCCGACAAUUGCAAUUGACUUGGUGGAGAUUGAAGCAAACUCUUCGGUUUUGAAUGACGAGUUCGUUGCCCAUCGAUUGGGCCUUAUUCCUCUGGUCAGUGAUAGAGCAGCACAGAUGGUGUAUGGCCGGGAUUGCGAUGUGUGCGAUGGCGACACGCAAUGCGAACAUUGUUCGGUGGAGUUUACUCUGGACGUGCGCUGCGAGGGGGACUCCACUCUGGAUGUAACCACCUUUGAUCUUCAAACCUCCGAUGAGACGGUGGAACCAGCGGAUGUGGCUGCAGCGAGGAAAGCAAUGGAGGAAGAUGAGAAACUGUUGAAGGGCAUCUUAAUAGUAAAAUUACGGAAGAACCAGGAGGUCAAGCUGCGCUGCCUGGCACGCAAGGGCAUCGGCAAGGACCACGCGAAGUGGAACCCCGCGGCCACUGCGGUCUUUCAGUUUGAGCCGGAGAUCAUCAUCAACCAGCAGCUUAUGGAGACGCUGACCGAGGAGCAGAAGCAAGAGUGGAUUGACUCCUCGCCCACAAAAGUUUUUGACAUUGAUCGGGCAACCCGGCAGGUGCAAGUCGUCAAUGCGGAAGCGUACGCCUAUGAUGAGGAAGUGAUCAAGAAGGCGGAGGCCAUGGGCUUCCCAGGUUUAGUGACCAUCUCCGCCCGGGAAGAUAGUUUCAUCUUCACAGUUGAGGCCACGGGAGCACUGAAGCCGGAGACAAUCGUGCUCAAUGCUCUUGACGUCCUGCGGAUGAAACUUGACGGUGUUAGAAACGGGCUUACGAUGGCCCUUAUGGAAGAUCCACAGAUGAUGAACUAUCAAAUGAAUGGGGGAUAAGUGCUGUAAGGAGAUCACAAGUGAGGUUCAUUCUAGUCGUAUCCAAACCCCCUCCAUACAAAGACCGAAUUGCGAAGAACCUGGUGAGCCAUCGUCCAAUCUGGUGCAGUGAUUUAGCGGGCUUGCAAACCACUAUCAGAUUCGAAUGGUGAUGUCCGCGAUAGGCCAGCUGCAUAUUGAGCCUGCGUGCAAUGACUGCGCUUUCAAAGGAUCUUACGGAUCGGUUCCGAUGCCUCUUAGCUCUCUGUAAUGAAGCCGGCCAGUUGAACUAGACAGCUCAGAAAACGCGUGGACUCAUAAAGGAUCGAUAGGCUGAAGAUUGAGAUUGCAGAUCGAAUUACACAAGUCCGAGCAAUGGUGAAAUGGAUGGACGUAAUGAAAAUCUUUGCAUGUAAUACAAUCGCAAUCAAA